AUGUUGUUAUGUAAAAUUAAUAUUUUAUUUGGGGCCGCCCCCAGCCCAGCCUGCCGCGGAGGCCCCUCCCCGGGGCCCGGCCCGGCCCCACCCUGGCACGCAGAGGCGGGGGCGGGCUCCUCAGCCGCCGGCUGCCGGAGCCCCCGCUGCCGGCUCGGCCUCCUCCCGCGAUGUGCCUCCGCUGCCCCCGGGCCGCCCGCCAUGCCGCGGACCCGCGGGCACCUCACCUCCCUGCUCCUGCUGCUGCUGCUGGCCGCCGCCACCCGCCCUCAGCUGCGGCAACGGGCGGCGCUGCCGGGGAGCGCCCCCGCCGCGGCGGCCUCAGGAUCUGUGUUUAUGCUAAAGGUUCAAGUAAAUGACAUGAUCAGUCAUCAGUACCUGGGACAAGCGGUUGUGGAAGUGUUUGUUAACUACACGAAGACAAAUUCUACUCUUACUGGAAACAACGGAGCAGUAUUAAUAAAAGUUCCCUACAAAUUAGGAUUAAGCUUAACUAUAGUAUCAUACAAGGAUGGCUACAUGUUAACACCUUUGCCUUGGAAGACUGGGAGAAUGCCAAUAUACUCGUCUGUGACGCUUUCAUUAUUCCCACAAAGUCAAGCAAAUAUAUGGCUGUUUGAAGAUACUGUUCUAAUUACUGGAAAAUUGUCUGAUGCCAAAUCUCAACCAAGUGUUCAGUUUCAAAAAUCUUUAAUAAAACUUCCAACAAAUCACCACGUUACCAAUGUUACAGCUUAUCUGACAGUGCCAGAGCAGUUUUUGAAAGUGGACAGUUUUCUCUAUACAACAGGAAUACUUCUAAAUAAAUCAGGUUUCAAAAGCAUUGAACUGAGUCCUCUUGCUGCAAUAUGUGUAAAUGUUCUUUUGGCUGGGAAAGAGCUGAAAGUAAAUGGUCCUAUUCAGAUUACACUUCCUCUUCCUACGAAUACUGUAAAAUCGGGAGAUGCUAUACCUGCAUGGACAUUUGAUAUGAAAAGUGGUGCUUGGGUAAGCCGUGGUCUGGGAAUGAUAAAGGAAGCAAAUGGUCAAUUAGUAUGGACAUACACUGCUCAACAAUUAGGGUACUGGAUAGCAGCUCCACUGCCUGGAACAAGAGAAUCCAUAAUUAGUGCGGUUUCCAAGGACAUAACAGCCUAUCACACAGUGUUCCUUACGGCCAUAUUGGGAGGUACUGUUAUCAUUAUCAUUGGAUUUUUUGCUGUUCUUCUUUGUUACUGCAGGGACAAAUGUGGUCGGACACAAAAGAAGGAAAAAAAUACAACGAAGCUGGAUGUUGUGAAAAAAGACCAGACGACGUCAACAACUCACAUAAAUCACAUCAAUACAGCCAAGGGAUCUUUAAAGUUAGAGGAUAAGUCUCAGUUAUAUCCACCGAAGAUCUCUUCAUACAGUCCUCAAAGAAGGAUAUCCAUAGACACAGAAGAUGGAAAAUCAAGAGACAACUUUAAAAUGUACAACGAGGAGGCUUCUUAUCAGUCAGCCUGUCAAACUGGUCAGUCAAUAAAUUCAGCCCAUUCAUUGGAGCCUAAUGCUGGAGUCAGACACUUAGAGCAGCCAAAGCAUAGCAACAGUGCUAUUUCCCAGGCUCCUAGGGACAUUCAAGACCAAAACAGGUAUCUUACGCUGCAAGAGGACAUGUAUGGGCUUUCCCAUAUCCCAGAACAUCUAAUGCAUAUUUACAAUCAGCCUAUUGCUAUUCUUCAAACUGCUGACCUUUUCCAUUCCCCAGAACAAUUGCAUGCUGCUAAAUCAGCAACUUUGCCAAGGAAAGGGCAGUUAGUAUAUAACCCCAUGAUGGAACCCGUGAAUCGAGAUGGUUACAUGCAAACAUUACCGAAAAUGCCAGUGCACUCUCAUCCACAGCCUUCUGUCUGCAGAGAUGAAAAAAGCACGUUAGAUGGUGAACAGGGCUUACCUUCUCAAACGUCAAGCUGGGGCCGGUACACUAAUAGUUUACUGGAAUCCGUCUCUGUUCCUGGGACGUUGAAUGAAGCAGUUGUAAUGACUCCGUUUUCAUCUGAACUUCAAGGCAUCUCAGAACAAACAUUGCUAGAGCUCUCUAAAGGGAAGCCAUCUCCCCACCCUCGAGCGUGGUUUGUGUCCCUGGAUGGAAAGCCAAUAGCUCAAGUGAGGCAUUCCUUUAUAGAUCUGAAAAAGGGCAGAAAAACAGAGAGUAAUGAUACCAGUCUGGACUCUGGUGUGGACAUGAAUGAGCAUCAUCCUAGUAGGAAACUGGAGAGAGAAAAAACUUUCAUAAAAAAUAUGCCACACUCAAAGAUCCUUUACUUGGAAGAUCUGGAUCUGAGCAGCAGUGAAAGUGGGACCACUGUGUGCACUCCAGAGGACCAGGCUGUGAGGCACAUUUUGGAUGGUGGGAAUGGGCCAGUCAUGGAACAGCAUGAUGAAGAAGGUCUAAGAAGAAAAACUGUGUCAGGAAGUCAGGAAUCCAGUAUCCCUUCACCUAAAAAAAGGGAUAGACCACCUAUCACCAAAAGAGAUAGCAAAACAAAUAUUUGGAAGAAAAGAGAGGAGAGGCCACUUAUUCCUAUAAAUUAGAACACAACGUGCUUUGUGCUGUUGCUCUCCCUGCUGGUUGUUGACCUCUUGGCUGCUUGCGUAAUUCUGCAGUGUUGGGUUUACAAGGGAAAUGUUGUUUUCUAGUAUCAAGAAAAGUUAUUUUUUUUUUAAUGUACAGUUUGAGUUACUUCAACUGGGCAAUUGAUAUUCAAUAUGAAUUGAUUACAGGGAAAAUUGAUUACAGGGACAAAACUCUCCAGUUCCUAAUUUUGAUGGCACUAUAGGGAAGGCCCACAUUUUAAUUAGCCUGUCAUUCUUGGACGCACCUCUCAGAAUGCACAGUGAGAAAUGUAGGCACAUCUUUUGUUUUUUACUUGUUGCUAAUGCAUUGGCAGAAUGGUUAAAGCCAUUCCUCAGCCUUGUUCCUAAUAAAUGUGACCAUCUGUACAGUAUUUUAUAUGUGAACUUUUCUAGGGAUCUGUUGUUACUUUGUAUGAUAUACAACGCUUCAUCAUGUAGUCCCAUGACACCAGCACAAGAGCUCUGUUGGAUUCAUCACCAGAGCUCUAUAGCAUCACUGCCCUUUCUCUGUGUCCAUCCAUGUACAAAAGAUUACCAUUGCAAACAGCAGUGCCAGCAGGGGGAUGUGUACAAGCUGUGUGGCCACUGCAGUUCAUGGUCUUUGCUGUCUUAAGAUGUUGCCCAUCUGUUUUAGUCCUUCUUGAUACAACCUGUGGAUGUUGAAGAUUGGCAUCUGCUAGGAAGUGUCCACCUCAGCAGAAAAGGACUGGUUCUGUUAGCAUUUGAAGCUGCUGAUACUAGUGGCUUGUUUUGGCUUCAUUUAUCAGUUAAAAUCUCUUCUUUCCUACUGUUGGACCAGUUUUGCUCCAAAACUGUCUUGAAUUCCCACAGAUGUAUGUUAAGAGUUGGGCCCAUAAUGAAAAAGGAAGUAAGCGUAGACAAGUUAUGUCUUUGUAAUAGUUCCUUUUAAUGGGAAAGCCGUUGCUUUUUAUUUUAUGAAUAAAAAAAAAAAAAAGAUGAUAAUCAGAGGCUUAUGUGCCUACAUUCUGCUAGUCUGAGCUACUUUUGUCCCAGGUUGUGCGUUGUAGAGGGGCUAAGCAGGCUUUCAGAAGUUGGGGUUUUUGUGAGCAUGAGAAGCAGACUUUAAAAUUUGGUCUGUAAUGCAAUAUAAAUACUACUUAUGACUCAUCUUAGAGUUAAGCGUACCAAAAGUCAUGAAUGCAUGAAAUGUAACUAUGUAUAGAGGAAGGAAAAGGCCAUUGGAAUAUUCUUUAUUUUUAUGUUCAUCUUUGUCAAAGUGAUAGUUUCAGCUUUGGCUAACAGAAAAGCAUAUACAACACCUCACUGUGCUUUGUAUGGUAUAUAGGAUGUCCUUCCAUGGCUUUUAAGAUGCUUCCCUGAUGAAAUAAGUUUCAGCAUUUUGGCUUUGGCAGUUUGAUUACAAGUCAUCCUAAAAAAAGCUUCAUAACAAUAUUUCCCUUAGUUUGUAGUCGUUUAGGUUCAAUACUGAGACCCAAGCACACUAUGCCUGUAUGCAGAUUGUGAGGUGAGGUGCACUGAGUUGUCUGUCUUGUAGUACUGAUUCCCCUGCCAGUUAUCUACUGUUGUUCAAGUACACCCCGAUUUUUUUCUGUGCCUGUGCUUCAGGAUUUCUUUCUACAGGAAAAACAGGGAGUGAAAGGUGGUGGUGCAUAUGAAGAUCCAUCCCAACCUUGCAGUCAGGAUGUGGCAGCAUGACGCUCAGAGUCAGGAGCUGUCCUGUGUGGCUGGGCUUCUGGGAGCACUGACUCAGGAAACUGUGCUGUGAGCUAUGUCUGUUCUUUUAGGAUUGUUGGUUGUCUGGUGUUGUUUCUAGAAGAAUACAUAGAGUAACCAGAAUGGUAAUAGCAGUACAUUAGUCCAACUUUUUCUGGUGUCUGUGAUUUUGUUUGACCAGAAGAUUUAGGUUUAAUUAUGCCAUUCAUCUACUUUAGAUGUAAAGAUUGCUUGCCAUAUUAGCAUGCCUUUGGUACUUUCUCUAGGUAACAGUAAUUCACCUUUCCUAUACCAAAUGAUUUUUUACAAUACAUAUUUUCCUGUAUUCAGUUUCACUGAAUUUGGUGUAUGACUAACUUACUAGCCCAAAGUGGUGAUAUUCUCAUCCUUUCCUUUGUUUACAUACAUUUAGUUAUCCGUUAUAUAUCUUCAGAUCUAUAUUUUCAUAUAGAUGCACACUUGAUUUGAAAGCUUUGGCUUUUGAGGUUUAGUAAUACCUUCCUUAGAGUUGCAUCAGUGCUGAUGAGUUCCUUUUCAAAGAGAUAGCAUCAUACAUUCUGUUGAAAUUAACAGAAGAUCCCUGACAAUUAUUUCAAGUUGUUGAAAUUCAAGUGAGAUAUCUCUAUAUUCAAUUUUGUUCAGCUCCAGUAAAUUAAAUAUUCAGCAGAGUUUUUGUUGGUUUUAAUGCAUUUUUUUCAUUGUAGAUAUCAAGACCACCUAAUUCCUUAAACUUACUUAAAACAUCAAAAGAUAAAGACUACAGUAAAUGGCUUUAUUCAUGUGAGGUCAGAGGAAUUAAAUUUUGCACUCCAGCGUUCCUGUUCUGCAUCAGAGUAGGUAUCUGGGCACCAAAGAAAAAGGAUUAGAAAUGUUGAAAAGAUCAACACGAGUAUGUAUGAGUACGAGAUUUUAAAAGAACGGUACCAAAAGUUGUACUGAUUUGGUGCAGGUUCUUGUUUGCUAUGCCAGUGGGUCAUGAGCAAAAAGUGGAGUUUGCUUUUAAACCAUCAAGUCUAAAUGAGCUUUUUGGUUGUCUAGAUCUAGUCACAGUUUUACCUUGGACAUACAGAUAAUGGACAUACAGAAUGGCCUCUUCAGAGACCAUGCAUCAGUGAUGCACUUCAGCUUCUAGGCAGCAAAGCAAGUCAGAGGUGAACAUGUUCUUGAAAGAGUUUCUUGCUGCUAGACUUUUUGGUAGUAGAAAGCAAGACAAAUUUCUUUCUGAAAUAACGAUCUGUAUAUUCUCAUCUUCAAUAGAGAUGAUUUAGCUGUAUGUAAAUACAUGUCCUUAGAGGCUGUGGAGUAGCCAUAGCACCCCCAUGUAGGACACCUCCUAUUAACAUCUUCCUUGUGGAUUGCCAUCUCUACUAGACUGUUGCCCUUCUCUUGCUUGCGAGAGUAUGAGCAUUUAUUUUAGAGUAUUCAAAUUUUUCUCUGGAGUGCACGUGUUGCAGUUCUGAUAAUACCAUUUCCAAGGCUGUUUUUAGCUGUUGCUUCUAUCCAUGCCAGGCAAGCACCAGCUAUCUUUCCUUGCUUUGUAGAUCCCACGUACUGACUUUUAUGUGUGUAACUUGCUAGCAUUUAUCACAUAAUGUUUUAUGCUGCUGGUGACACUUUAGAAGGCUUUUCCAAAGUCUAGUUUUAUAUGCAAAAUAAAUAUAUAACUUGUUUUCUGUGUCAGAAUAUGGGAAGCUAGUCUGUAGAGAGAUAUUAUUCCCAUAGCUGUAUAUGGGAAGGUAAAUGUGUGAAAAUUGCUAAUGCCCCUAAGCACACAAUGACAGGGAGUUCUUACUUGGCCCUAUCAUGAGCGUUAAAUCUUGGAUUUUAAAAGCUAUAUACUCUAAAAUACUUAGAAUUCUUCAUAUUUAUAUUCAGUAUUUACAGAAUAUAUUGUCUGAGUCUUCAUGUUCCAGAUGUAUGUUGGAAUUUAUGCACUAGAAACCUGUAUUACCUCUUAGUGACUGGAAUUUUCUUCUCAUCCUUUAAAAACAAACAAACAAACAAACAAAAAACCACAAACUUUGACUACACUGUGUUCUAAAAAUUUUAAUUCCAGAUACUGUACAUGAUACGCACAUAGGUGGAAAAGACAAAACAUUAUCAUGAUGUUGAGAUUCUUUGUGCAGAUGGGUACACCAGUUCCAGUGUCACCUGUUUUCAAUUAGGUGGUUAAUGGAGUUAGCCAAGGCCUGUUUCUGCAGAUUAAUUUAUGUGGCACAGAUCAGUACUUUGAUGUAUAAUAAUGGAAGUGAUCAGAUGAAAUAAUAUAUAUGUGCGUUAGACUGGAUAUGUUCCCUAGAAUAAGCUAAUUGAUAGUAGUUUUCAUAUUGUUAUCAAAUAUCAGGUAUUAAAAAAGUGGGGUGGGGGAUGCUUAAAAAUUCCAUUAGUUUAACAGGAAAAAUCUUCAUAGUACUGUCAGAAAAUUAUAAGUUUGAUAUCUUAAAAACCUGAAAGCACAACUGAUUUGAUGAUUAGAGACAUUAUUUACCAAUGCAGAGCUAGAGAUGAUGCACGAAAGAUAAUCCAGUAUGCAGGAAUGAAAAUGUGUAGCAGUAUGCUUUGGUUUUCAGCAGUAAUUUGUACCAAAGAGGAUGAAAUGAUUGGAGAGCAUUUGAAACUCUUGUCAUUAGUUAAAAUGCGAAACAGGUUAACAAUAUUACUCGUAACAGUGUAUGAACUAAAAUGCAGUAAACUACAUCUGUGCCUAUUACUGCAUACAAAACAUUGCAUAUUAGGAUCAUCUGAAGGUAAGUUAGGCUGCUGAAGUGCCUUUGUCUUUCAUCAGACUUAUUUUAUCAGUGGAACACCUGACUAUCGGAAAAGCACAGGUAAUUUUUUUUCUGUUAGCCAAAAA
Oxyura jamaicensis (ruddy duck) is the source of this 7147-nucleotide messenger RNA. It is a transcript of the gene FAM171B, whose product is annotated as family with sequence similarity 171 member B. The transcript has 9 exons. The record is from RefSeq and is a predicted model, not a curated record. The coding region runs from base 1 to 2556 and encodes 851 amino acids. NCBI's taxonomy places the organism in Eukaryota, Metazoa, Chordata, Aves, Anseriformes, Anatidae.